AUGCCGCUUCGCAAGAGAAGUUCAGCAGAGGCAGAGCGCGAACUGGCAUUGAAAACCCUGACCGCUGGGGAGGAAAAGGAGAACGACAAGUCUACAAACGAACCACUCAGCUGGAAGAGUGUUCAUACUCGACAGGAGAAAAGACGAAGUGGCGGGAUGUUAAUCGCAGCGGUUGCUCCUCUAAGCCCCAUGAAAAGAUCGGACGGUCCCAGAUCCGACGAAACGCCAGGUUGUGAGAGUCCUUCGGCCAAGAGGAGAAGUCUUCACGGACCAGGCCUCGAUUUCAGCAUAUUUGAGUCCGAUAGCCUGGAGAGUGGAAUGUUUGGUGACAAACGAGCGCAAGAUGACAACGAUUGGUUUGUGAGUAACUCGUUCUUGUCAUCAUCUCGAUUUUCAACAAUCCCAAAGCGGUCGUCGUCUUUGAGGAAGUCGACUAUUCAGCAAAGACAGAUCGAUCGGUCAAGCAAUUUGAAAUCCCACCAUGUCAUGGAGGCGGACAAGUCAUGGUUAGACUUCACCGCGGCAGCAAACCCCAAAAAGGAGAUGCGAAUGUCUCUGGAUAACCAGAUGGACUCAUUCCCACGCGAUAGUCCUUUUCCAAGUUCAGGACACCUCUUGAGCGCUUCAAUCCAUCCCAUCUCUGCCAGCCAGAAUGGCUCAUCCUAUCAGCCUCGACAUCCCCUUUCUCGGACCAUGACCCAGUCAUCGUCUCAGCCUGACGAGCAAGACGAUUCACCUACCCAUGAACCUAUGCACCGCCCCAACAGACCUCGUUCUCAUGAUUUCUCGAAAUCUUUGCCAGUCGGCUCGUCUAGGCCAGUUCCAUCACCUGAAGACAAUGGCUUCUCCUCCCAGGCUUCUUUCGCCACCCCAGGCAACUACAAAGCUGCUAAGCCCUUGCCAGCGGCAUUCAUGUCGACUGGUCUCAUCUCCAAGAAGAACCGAAAUGUGGAAGAUCCUAACGCUGGCCUACCGAAAGCCCAUAUGCCAGAUACUCCCUGCAAGAAACAGCCCGCCAUCUUCCAGAAUGAGGAGAAAUUUGCACCAGCCAAAAGUGCUGUCAAUAGAAUCUCUCGACAGUCUUUCGGGGUCCCCCCAAGUCCACUCGAAGUGAGCCAUGGUCCUUCCAAGGUCUCAGCGUUUCCGUUCUCUAAGAGUGUCGGCAUCUUCGGACCUCGACCUAGUCGACACAAUUUGCUUCGGGAUGGAGGUUUUGCAUCCAUCGACCCCGAAGACAAAACGAUCGGUCGUUCUCCGUUAAGUCGCGCGAAUAGUCAGUCAACGGACUCUGACUAUCCCCCUACCCCCACCAAACACCUGACAGAGCCUCAUGAUCGGAGCUCAGUUUCUCCAUCGCCACACCAAUCAGCCUUGUCCGUCAACCAAGCUGUUGCUCCUCCUGCCCAUUUAAGUCGUUUGUCAAGCAGUAAGUUGUCUCCUAUUGUGGCAUCGCCAGGAUGCGUCGACCUGGACAGUGACAGCGCGAUGGAAGAUUCCCCAUCCGCCAACCUGAGACCAAAGUCGACGCUGAAUGCCGUCACCCUGCCGGAUCCUUCUUCUGCCCAAGGUCAAGCUUCGAAAGGUCUCAGAUAUUCUCUUUCCACGAGGAGGACACUCUCGAUUCCGACCAUGCAACCCCCUGCUUUGGAACGUGCUAAAAGAAUAUCUGUGCCACCAGUAAGCCCAAGAAUUGAAAAAACGGAGCGUGGAUCACCUCACACCCCUCUCGACAGCUUCUUCCCUCCUGAUCCAAGCGGCCUGACAAUUUCGGGGCGCGCCGAACGUCCGCCAACGAGGCAGAACAAUAUGGCACCUAUCAUUCCAGCAACGCCGACUGGGCCACGAGAGUACUUUACAAAUUUCUCCAACCGCCCAAGCUUGAACCUUGCAUCAUCAGAUGCAACAAAUGUCGACAGUAGCUUGACGUCGAGGUUUGAAAAGGUUGACCUGAUUGGCUCCGGAGAGUUUUCGCAAGUCUAUCGGGUUUCGCAACCACCUGAGACAUCCCCGUUCCAUAAGAUCUAUUCUGUGUCCACCAGCCGUCCAUCCUCGAGAAGUUCUGUCCCUGAAAAAAUUUGGGCCGUCAAAAGAUCCCGGAAUCCUUACACUGGUGCCCGAGACCGUCAGAGGAAAAUUCACGAGGUGGACGUGCUCAAAGCCUUGGGCCAUUCAGAUCACAUUGUGACUUUCGUCGACAGUUGGGAGGAAAAUGGCCAUCUUUACAUCCAAACAGAAUUUUGCGAAGAAGGUACCCUUGACGUUUUCCUUGCCCAAGUCGGCCUGAAAGCGAGGUUAGACGAUUUCCGCAUCUGGAAGAUCCUUCUUGAACUGGCAAUGGGUUUGAAGCACAUACAUGACUCAGGGUUUAUCCAUCUAGACCUCAAGCCGGCAAACGUCCUCAUUACAUUCGAGGGCGUCCUCAAGAUUGCUGACUUCGGCAUGGCAACACGAUGGCCGGCAAAGGCGGGCAUCGAAGGCGAAGGGGAUCGCGAAUAUAUCGGACCAGAGAUCCUGAUGGGCCGAUACGAUAAACCUGCUGACAUAUUUGCACUCGGUCUGAUCAUGCUGGAGACGGCUGGAAACGUCGAACUACCAGACAAUGGCGUAUCCUGGCAGAAGCUGCGAAAUGGGGACAUGAGCGAUGUUCCGAGUCUGACAUGGAGUUCUGGGACCAGCGGGAUUUUGAGGGAUGCGUCUGGUAAUCCCGUGUCCAGGGGAAACUCCUUUGGAUUUCGGCCGGACAGCGAGCACCACGACGUGGAAGUGAUGGACGGCGAUGGUUUCGAGGCGGCUGCGACCGGGCCUCACCAGAGGACGCCAAGAUUCGAACGGAGCGGCGAACUCGUCGAUCCGCCUCAGUUUAUGGUAGAUCCCUCUCACGAACAAGCUCUCGACAGAGUUGUGCGCUGGAUGAUAUCUCCAGACCCAAGCGACCGUCCUCUUGCCGGCGAGGUGCUCAACACUGAAGGCGUACGGUGGGCAGAAACGAGGCGGCGAGCAGGAGCGACUGUCUUUGAAGGCAACUGGGGACCUGCCGACGAGGUCCUUGCUGAAGACGCGGAAAUGAUCGAUGUCUAA
Molecule: messenger RNA, 3078 nt
Organism: Fonsecaea multimorphosa CBS 102226
Lineage: Eukaryota; Fungi; Ascomycota; Eurotiomycetes; Chaetothyriales; Herpotrichiellaceae
Exons: 2
Coding region: 1-3078 (1025 amino acids)
Biological process (GO): protein phosphorylation
Molecular function (GO): protein kinase activity; ATP binding
Source: RefSeq, a predicted model, not a curated record